This is a messenger RNA of Fraxinus pennsylvanica, 1164 nucleotides long. The record is from the annotation of a GenBank genome assembly. Lineage: Eukaryota; Viridiplantae; Streptophyta; Magnoliopsida; Lamiales; Oleaceae.
AUGUCCAACUAUUUAGGAAAGGGAGUCCCCACGAAUGGUUCUGUCUACGUUUGUAACUUGCCUUUUGGAACCGAUGAGAAUAUGUUAGCUGAACACUUUGGUACCAUUGGCUUGCUAAAGAAAGAUAAACGAACGGGGAGUCCCAAGAUAUGGUUAUACCGUGACAAAGUGACGAAUGAGCCGAAAGGAGAUGCUACUGUCACAUAUGAGGACCCACAUGCUGCAUUAGCUGCUGUUGAAUGGUUCAACAAUAAAGAUUUUCAUGGAGCCACAAUUGGAGUCUUUCUCGCCGAGUCAAAGAGCAAAGGUGACCCAGGGAAUCAUGCUGGCGAUCAAAUUCUUGGAAGUGAUCUUAGUGGGCUGGAGGAAGGAGCUAGUGAUGUGAAUGAUGGGGGUGGAAGAGGUAAAGGGCUAGGCGAUGCUUCGGGGAAGCCAUGGCAACAAGAGGGUGAUUGGCAGUGUCCGAAUACAAGCUGUUCCAAUGUAAACUUUGCGUUCCGAGGUGCGUGUAACCGUUGUGGAACUGCCCGUCCUGCUGGUGCCUCUGGUGGCGGUUCAGGGGGUGGUGGCCGAGGAAGGGGCCGCGGUGGCCAGGAUUUGGGAGGCAAUACUCGUGCAGUUGGUGCUACUGGUGGAGGGCUUUUUGGUCCAAAUGAUUGGCCUUGUCCAAUGUGUGGCAACAUUAACUGGGCAAAGCGCAUGAAAUGCAACAUCUGCAACACGAAUAAACCUGGUCAUACUGAGGGCGGUGUGAGAGGAGGACGUGGUGGAGGCUACAAAGAACUUGAUGAAGAAGAAAUAGAAGAGACUAGGAGGCGCAGAAGAGAGGCUGAAGAAGAUGAUGGUGAAAUGUAUGAUGAGUUUGGCAAUCUUAAGAAAAAAUUCCGUGCGAAAACACAGCAAGCUGGAGUGACUAUUGGCACUCCUGGCGUUGGGCGUGUGGGAUGGGAGGUUGAGGAACUCGGCACAGUUGACAGGGAUAAAAGAGAGAGAAGUAAAGACAGGGGAAGGGAGCGAGACGAUAGGGAGAGGGAUAGGCACCGGAGUAGGAGCAGGGAACGGGAUAGACAGAGAGAUAGAGAUCGUGGUUACGACUACGAUCGAAAUAGAGAAUAUGGACGGGAGCGAGAUCGUGACAGGGACCGCAACAGGUAUCGCAUUUGA